CACGCCUAUCAAACUAUUGAAAUUAUGAGCGAACGUGCCCAACCGUCUAAAAGACGGUGCGUUAGCACUGCUUGUGUUGCUUGUCGCAGGAGAAAAUCCAAGUGUGAUGGGAACUUGCCCAGUUGUGCAGCUUGCUCGUCGGUCUAUCAUACGCCAUGUGUCUAUGAUCCCAACUCGGAUCAUCGUCGUAAGGGUGUAUACAAGAAAGAUACCGACACCCUGAGAACUAAAAACACUACCCUCCACACGUUGAUCCAGGCAAUCUUAAACUAUGACGAAGCAGAUGCCUUCGACCUAGUCCGCCAGAUCCGAUCUUGUGAUGACCUGGAAGAGGUAGCAAACUCAGUGGUUGCCCAAGAAAAGGGGCUUUUGUCUGCGUCUCAAGCAACAAGAGAGUCAGUGAGCGAUGAGACUGAGAAUAGUGUUGAGAUCGACCAGUUCGAGUCAGAGCUCGCAGGUAAAAUGAGCGAACUAAUGCUCGAUGGUUCUCGCAAAUUUAUUGGUGGAACCUCAAACCUCAUAUUUCUGCCCUCGGAGCUGCAUGAAUCAAUAUCAACCCCUCUCGAUGUGGAUCAGGUACACACCGUGAGCCGAUGGACCGAAGUUACGAAUGAUGACUCGUUGAUCAGUCAUUUGAUGACUAUGUACUUCACAUGGCAUUAUCCUUUCUUCACGAUCCUUUCCAAGGAUCUAUUCUACCGAGAUUAUAUCCGCGGAAUUUCCAGCUCAUACUGUUCUGCACUGCUAGUCAAUGCCAUGCUGGCCCUUGGUUGUCAUUUUAGCUCAUGGCAAGGUGCAUUUGAUGAUACCCAGAAUCUGGCAACCGCAGGAAACAAUUUCUUCAAAGAAGCCAAGCGGCUAGUCUUGGAGAACGACGAGCAUGAGAACGCAAAGCUUUGCACCGUCCAGGCCUUUGCUCUCAUGUCUGUCCGAGAAGCAGGAUGUGGCCGCGAAGGAAAGGGCUGGGUCUAUAGUGGCCUUAGUUUUCGCAUGGCAUUUGAUCUUGGACUGAAUCUCGACUCAAAGAACCUCGGAUCACACAACCUGAGCGACGAAGAAAUUGAUGCUCGACGUAUCACUUUUUGGGGAUGCUAUCUAAUCGACAAAUGCUGGUCAAAUUACCUUGGUCGUCAGCCACAAUUAACCUCUGCCACCACUAAUGUGCCCAAAUUCGAUGUCUUCCCGCUAGAGGAAACAGAGCUUUGGUCGCCGUAUACUGAUUCUGGCGUGAGCCCCCAGCAUACGCAGGCAUCUAGAACUAGGGCUGUGGCGUUGCAGAUUUCCAAGCUGUGUGAGAUCAGUGGUGAUCUAUUGGUAUUAUUCUACCACCCAGCUGAACUGGAGAAGUUCCAGCCCAAGCAGUCGGAAUUAAAGAAAUUGAGCGACGUCCACACUCGACUUGAGGCAUGGAAGAAGGAAUUGCCCAAAGAACUGGAAGCGAGAGACGGACAACUACCUCAAGUGCUUGUCAUGCACAUGUUCUACCAACUCCUGAUCAUUCAUCUAUACCGUCCCUUCUUGAAGUAUACCAAGGCCAACACACCCCUCCCAUCUCACGUCUCCCCUCGCAAAAUAUGCACACAGGCCGCUGCAGCUGUAUCCAAGCUCAUGCGCGUCUACAAACGCAGCUACGGCCUCAAGCAAAUCUGUAACAUCGCAGUCUACAUCGCACACACAGCAUGCACAAUCCACCUUCUCAACCUCCCCGACAAAAACGCUCAAAGAGACGUAAUCCAUGGCCUCAAGAACCUUGAAGAGAUGGCCGAAGGCUGGCUCUGCGCCAGACGCACACUCCGCAUCCUCGACAUAUCAGCCAACAAAUGGCAAGUAACUCUCCCACCGGAAGCAACAUCGAUCUUCGAACGAACUCACACAAAAUGGGGCUCAUGGGGCUCUUGGGACCAAGCAAACUCACCAUCCGCAUCAGACGAUUCCUCCCCAAUGGCUACAUCAGCAACCUUCCAACCAGCCACAAGCCCAAGCAGAUUCACAGCUGGGCCACCCCAAUAUCAAUCCCGACGCAAGGCUGAUCCAUCAUCUCUUCCCGCAAACAUCAACACAAACACAAACACAAAUCCUGUCAGCAUGGUCGGUCCGACAUCACUCAGCUCGCAAUACGCAUCUACAUCUUCAGUCCCACUAUCUUUCCCAUCAAUGGCAGCACACCCCUCUCUAGCACCACAACCCCAAAGACCAGAGUUCGCCCCUCCAGAACCGACAUAUCUGUGUCCAUCAGUCACAUACCAAUUCCCUGCUAUGACAGCUAAUGCGCCCUCCCCAUCAUCCCCUCAUCAAACAUGGUAUGAUGGCGUCGGUACUCAAAUACAAGGGCAGAAUACAACGCCUGCCUCUACUGCAUCACCCGUUUCUGGAUAUGAUGGUACGGAAAAUCUAGUUGAGGAAAGUCAUGAUUGGUGGUCUAGGAAUGCGGCUAUUUAUAAUAAUAUGGGGGUGGAUGGGUGGGGUGGGGCUUGGAGUUCUCCUGGUCAGGUUCAGGGUCAAAGCCAAGGUCAAGGUCAGCCUUCUGGUCCUGGUCUUCAUCCUGACCAGCAGCCGAGGGUCUCCAUUAGUAUGUCUGCCGUUGGAUCUCCCGUUGAGUCUGGGACUCCUUGUUAUGAGGAUCGGUGGCCGUGA
Molecule: messenger RNA, 2634 nt
Organism: Penicillium antarcticum
Lineage: Eukaryota; Fungi; Ascomycota; Eurotiomycetes; Eurotiales; Aspergillaceae
Product: putative C6 transcription factor (NirA)
Exons: 5
Biological process (GO): regulation of DNA-templated transcription; DNA-templated transcription
Molecular function (GO): DNA-binding transcription factor activity, RNA polymerase II-specific; DNA binding; zinc ion binding
Source: RefSeq, a predicted model, not a curated record